Molecule: messenger RNA, 1311 nt
Organism: Diabrotica virgifera virgifera (western corn rootworm)
Lineage: Eukaryota; Metazoa; Arthropoda; Insecta; Coleoptera; Chrysomelidae
Exons: 1
Coding region: 1-1311 (436 amino acids)
Molecular function (GO): nucleic acid binding
Source: RefSeq, a predicted model, not a curated record
AUGCCAAGACGUGUUUUAGAUGUAGAUACUCUAAUUUGUAACCGACAUAAGUACUUUAUUGCGGAAAAAAACAAUGGUGGUCCUUUAAAAUCGGUAACGUCUGUACAACAACGCGUGUGCGAUGCUUUAGGAAUUAGCGAAUCAAAAUUAAGAUCUACAAUUAAAAACGAGAAUAGUGAAGUGCCGGGAAACGAUCACCACCAUACUCGCCUGUUAUUAAAAACGAACGAUAUGUUCGAAGGACGAAAAUUUCAAAUUCGUAAUAUCAUAUAUCAAAUGCGUGCAAAUAAGGAACAUGUGACUUUAGAUACAAUUUUACUUAAGUUAAAAGAGAGGAAAUUUGGUGACAUCGGCAGAACAAGUUUAUGGCAAGUCCUACAUAACAUAGGAUUCAAAUUUAAAAAAGAGGAUAACAGAAAAGCGCUUUGUGAAAGAAGUUCUGUUGUACACAAGAGAAUUGAGUUUCUGAGAAAAUAUAACGAAUUUAAAGAAGAAGGGUCAACUUUUGUAUAUUUAGACGAAACAUGGAUAUUUUCUAAGGGUGCUACCAAGAGAAUAUGGCAAGAUGACAACAUAAAAUCGAUCAAGCAUACUAGUGGAGAAGGGAAGCGACAUAUAAUUCUGCACGCGGGAGGGAAGACAGGCUUUAUAGAAGGUGCUGAUUUAAUAUUUUCGUCUACAUCAAAAAACAGUGACUAUCAUGACAAUAUGAACACGGAAAUGUUUGUGAAAUGGUUGCGUGAAAAACUUCUUCCCGGAUUAAGUGAGCCCAGCGUAAUUAUUUUAGACAAUGCGCCUUAUCAUUCAGAAAUACUAAACAAAAGUCCAACAAAUUCGUGGAAUGUAGAUAAGAUUAAAGAAUGGCUAACAAAUGAACGCAUAUAUAUUCCACAGCAUAUAUUAAAGUCUGAGUUGUUAUGUUUGGCAAAAGAACAUGCAAAACCAAAAAUCUUUGUGGUGGAUCAGGUUAUUGAAAGUUACGGGCAUCAAGUUUUACGUCUUCCACCAUACCACUGCCAGUUUAAUCCCAUCGAAUAUAUAUGGGGAAUAGCAAAACAAUAUUACGACAACCAUAUUGGGCCUAAUGGGUAUACAGACGAAGCGGUUUGGGAAACUUGGCGAGAAGCACUUUCAAUUGCAACUCCAGAAGUAUGGCGGAACUGUAUAUACAAGUGCGAAAAAUUAAUUGAAGAUUGGUGGAUUCGUGAAAAUAAAAUUAACGAAAUAAGCCCAAUCAUAAUAACAAUUAACGGUGACGACAGCGAUGAUGAUGACAGCGAUGGCGAUGAUAGUGUGAACAAUAACGACUAA